This is a messenger RNA of Physcomitrium patens, 2129 nucleotides long. Its product is annotated as protein RGF1 INDUCIBLE TRANSCRIPTION FACTOR 1. NCBI's taxonomy places the organism in Eukaryota, Viridiplantae, Streptophyta, Bryopsida, Funariales, Funariaceae. The record is from RefSeq and is a predicted model, not a curated record.
UUGGCUUUCCUGCUGCCUUCUGAGCCAGGUUCUCGCCCACUUUCCUCGGUCUCUUCCCCUCUACCUCCAAUAUACUCCCUCCAGCCUGCCCACUUCGCCAACUCUUUCGUCUGACACCUUCUUCGAGACCCAACAGAUCUCUCUGUUUUUCCCUCUCCUAGACUUCUCCGAGUACCAUCAACCUCUUCGCUCUCUCUCUCUCUCUCUCUCUCUCGUAUAAAACUACCCAGACUUCGUCUUUUACCUUUCAUUCUCGUAUAGUGGCUAGAGAAGCCGCGGGUGGUGGUUCUGACCGAGUCGGAGUAUUGUGAGGCUUGGGAGUGAAUUGGGAAGCGGGUGCGUCUGCAUCUCGUGUUGUUUAGAGGGUGAAUUGAGUGUGCAUUGCAUUGUGGGAGUUGGGAAGUGUGCUUAGAAACAAGGUACAAUGGUGAUGGGCGGGAUGUUCAUGAAUCGUGAAGGGCCGUCGUGGUUGCCGGCGUUGGUGAACAGCGAGAACUUCUUCUCGCAGUGCAACCACCACACUUCAGGGAAGAAUGAGAGGAAUCAAUUUUGUUUUGACUGUCCACAGGAGGGACCAUUGUGUCCGGAAGGGCUGGCGGCUUCUCACAGAGGACAGGGACACGCUACCAUACAAAUCAGGAGGGCGUCGCACAGGGAUGUCGUGCGCAUUUCUGAUAUUCAGAAGUACGUGGACCUCGCCAAUAUUCAGCCAUAUACCAUCAACAGCGCAAAGAUUGUGUUCUUGCAGUCGAAGCCGCAGACCAAGAUUGUCAAGGGCGCGGCGCAUUACUGCGAGUGGUGCCACCGCAGCAUUGCCGACCCGGUUAGGUUCUGCUCUAUCUCGUGCAAGUUGGCGGUAAUUCAGCAGGAUCCUCACGAUUUUACCCUCACACUGACGAUGUUCUCCAAGUCGGGCCCAGGAUUCUUUACCAAGGGAUGCACAGUCAGUGUAGGUGCAAUGUCUUCGGAACACAGUGCGCACAGCCAUGGCUCAGGAAUUAUGGAUUUCACCCCUGAUACUCCUAUGAAGAACUCAAAGCGCAGCGCCAAGGAUACCCAGUGGCCGUUGUCGAAGAAAGUAAAGGUUGCAUUGUCUGCAUCACCUAGUGUUGGCAUGUCGGUUCUCCUUCCCCGGGACGAUGAACUGCGAUUGUCGUCGAUGAGCCCCAUGGCACCUCCCACACCGACUUACGAGUCAGGUCCCAAGGUACACCACAGGAAGCAAGUGCGCCCUCACAGGGCGCCUAUGUUCUGAGCGUUAAUUUGCGGAUGGCCAACGGGUGAACGUGGGUGUACAAUUUGCUUUUAUGCUAUUAGUUGAAGCAAGCGAAGUUACUUAUUUUGUACGAAAGUGUGGAGGAGGGAUUUUGUCGACACCGCGAGCCCAGUGGUGGUGGAAAGUAGAAUGCGGUGGUUGUGGAAAGUGACCAGCCUUACAGCCCUUGAGCGCAGCAAUGCCGCCUUUCUAUUUUGCAAGCAAGGGCACAUCGAUUGUGUAUCCACGAAUCUGGAACAGAGGACUGUUGUUAGGGAAUGGAGGGGAAUGCUCGGUCGUCGACAAUGAAUUACAGAGAUUGCAGCGGAGCUUGUUGUAUGUCAUUAAUACAGAUCAAUGAAGGUGUCUACUAGACGGGCAGCUGAAUAAUCACGCCGUUUACUAGAGUCCGAACUGAGACUCGUCGCGUGUAUCUCCCAUUUCUGCUUCUCAGAGACAACCUUGACAGACACUAACAAAGUUGGGUGAAGAACAAAGCCCAGGUGUAAUGGCGUCAUGAUACAAGCUGGGCGUAAAUUUAGGAAAUCCUCAUUCACGGUUUCAUAAGUUAGACGUGGAGGAAUGUAAUUUAACCAGUUACGGACUUGACAUAAUAGUGUACAGGCAAGGAUUCUCGAAAGUUUCGCUAAUUUAUCAUUAAAGUCAGAAAUACUCGCAAUUGAAAUGUUUGCAGUGUCUAAGGGUGGAGUUGUGGUCAAUCAAAUCUGACCUGACGACGCUGGCAUGUAAUAUAGAAGGAUCCAUAAGUCUUAAUGUAACUUUCUAGUAUGCUCCGUUGCUAUGAAUACUCCGAUGUAUAUUAUCUAAGAAAAUGAGUGUAAAUUCAUGAUUUUCUCACAACCUUUCAUGUGAA